CCUCAUAUCAUUAAGGGACACGUUGGGACUGGCAACGAAAAGGAACCUUAAGGAAUUCCUUAAUCCAUGGACACUAUUCCACUCUCCGGUCGGAUACCAGAAGAGUUUGCGUUAAUUCCAUACUGAAUGUCUCCCCUCAUCAGCAGAUUUCAUCCCUUGAAGGUGGUAUAAAUCACGGGUGCUUGAUUAGAGUUCUUCCCGUAGAUUUAGAAAAGUUGGAGUUCGUGAUGCAGAGGUGUACGAUUCUUGUUGCUUGUCUUCUAGUCUUUGUUAUAAUAUCUUUUGGAGCAACGAAGACUUGGUUAAGUCGCGUGCGUAGAGAUGGCGGGGAAAUUCCAGGAGGAGUGAAAAAGGACGGCAUAUGUCCUGACGAAUCGGACCCUGUGUUUAACAGCAUUCUACAAGUAGGCAAAUGUCCAAAUAGUUGCCGAAUAAGUUUAAGAGACUACGACUGCAUUGAUGCCAAGAAAUGCUGCCCCACCCCGUGUAGCGGAAAUAGCUUUAUGUGCGUGGAUCCACAAGGCGGACCCACAACCCAGACGAUGGCAACAUCCAAAGUCGCCACGACCAAGACAAUGACAACAUCCAAAGCCACCACGACACAGGCAACGACCACACCCAAAGCCACCACGACCCAGGCGACGACCACACCCAAAGACAUAACUACACUUUCAGACAACAACAACAACAACAACAACAACAACAACAACAACAACAACACCUAAAACAUGUGAACAAUGAACAUGCUUUCGGUCAUUCGGGUAUUUAGUGCAUGAUGCCAACGGGCAACAGUGCGAAAACCAGGUGCACCACCCUAACUUCGAUCCCUAAAAAAUACUUUUCACAUAAAGCUAAGUAUAUGUUUACCAAUUCUGUCAAAAAAAAGGAAGGUUGACAAUUUUAUUUUGUUCGGCUAUACCCGUCCUUAAUUAAAACACGAGGAGACUCUACGCUUUGGUGAGCAAAAUUUUGCCAUUUUUCGGCACACCUAAACGUGCCAAAGUAGAACUUCAAAAACCCGUGUUCCCCGUCAUGACCUUUACUUCUGGGUCAACGUAGUUUUGUCGUAAUUGUUUGAAAAUUAAACUUUUGCCAUGAAAUAAUAUCAAAGAUAGAUGAAGGUAACAUUGUCAGGCGUGAUUAGCAAAAUGGAAUUUCUCUAAAAUAAAAUUAUUCUCGCCCCAAAUCUUAAAUUCAUCUCAAUGUUAAUUAAGAGGGAAACAAUGUAUUAUAUAUAUUCACGUUGAAACUGUAGGCCUAUUUAUAAAUAAUUGUAAUAGGUGUUUCAUUUUAAAGAGUUUUGUACAAAUAGAAGUGUAAAUCUUGCUACUGUCACCAUUACUCCCGAAGUACAACAGUCUCAAUAUUUCGUUCACCAAAAUGUACACUUUAAUUAACGUGCACCAACUGGUUGUGGAAUAAAUAAAUAAAAAUAACAAUUGCCUGUUUUUAGCCCAGGGCAGAAACCGGAGUGCAGUAAAUCAAAUUGCAAUGCAAUCCCGUACAAUGCCUCCCGGUACACCCAUUUUACAUCUCACUGUUGUAAAUAUAAUAAAGCGAAAGAAUACCUUUGGCUUUUGGACCUGUUUGAUUGUUUAAAUCCUAUACAUGUACAUACAUUACAAUUAACUUGUGAAAAUUACACUGUGGUAGCGGUUUGAGAAAUUUUCGAAAAUCAGGAGUGGUUAUGUCCGACCGAGCACGAAGAAUAAUCCGAAUUCGGAAUGCAAAAUUUGAGAAACGCUUCUGUGAGCAAGGUUUCUCAGAUUCAAAUUUGGGAAUAAAAACUGAUAUCUUUGUCCAGAAGUACACUACGUCAAAGUAAAAAGUAUCUUAAAAAUGUUUAAACUAUCGAAAGCUGCUGUUCUUUUAAAAAGUAUGGUUGAUUAACCAUUGACUUUAAGAGUGACUACUAAAGGUAGACCUUCCCUUAAAGAGCCAAUAAAGGAU
Molecule: messenger RNA, 1950 nt
Organism: Asterias rubens (European starfish)
Lineage: Eukaryota; Metazoa; Echinodermata; Asteroidea; Forcipulatida; Asteriidae
Product: rho GTPase-activating protein gacF-like
Exons: 2
Coding region: 228-725 (165 amino acids)
Cellular component (GO): extracellular region
Molecular function (GO): peptidase inhibitor activity
Source: RefSeq, a predicted model, not a curated record